AAACAUGUGAAUUUUGAAUCCGACUGUCAACAAUUGGUGCAAAUCGUUACAUCCCCAAAAGCCUGGCCAGCACUCGCACCGGAACUCGAUGAUAUUCAACUACUUCGAUCAUCUUUUUCUCUAUUUUCUUUAUGCUUCAUUUCAAGAUCUCUGAACCUCCGUGCGGAUUCUCUUGCAAAAGAGGCCCGAUCACGAGACUCACCUUUUAUACUUGUAGACGUUAAGGUCCCUCAACAACUAGCUCUCGAAGGUAGAGUGUUAGGAUCUAUUUGAUCUUUGAAUGAAGCUUUUGAUGACAAAAAAAAAAAUAGUAAAUAGAGUAAAAGUAAAUUUUUUUUAUUAAAAUAUCUGUGAAAAUUCAGAAUAAUUAAAAAGUUGAAAUAAUAAGUUACUGAUCUAAAAUGACUAUACGGUCACAAACAUUAUGUCGUCAGGUAUUUGACGUAUUGUUGAUACCAAUGAUUACAUACUAACCUACUAACCGUGAUAAAAUAUUAACUAUACACUUAGAGGUUCUAGUCCCAUGCUUUCAUAUCGAGUUUACGCUAUUUUUACCACUUCAUUCUGCAUUGUUCAAUGAUGACAUUUGUAAACAAUGUUUACGUUUCUAUAUGAUAACCGACGUUAUAUAUUAUUUAAAUUAUUCGCGCAAAUCAUCGCCCCUAAUUACGCUUAGUCGCUUACAUUCUUCAAGAACAUAGCUGUUUUUCAUGAGUAAUAAAAAACAACAGAUAGUUUACAAAAAAAAAAAAAAAACAACAACAGAUAAACGGUCAAUACAUCUUCUGAAAAGUUUAUUAAUUGUGUUUUGAUUUGAAUAACCAAUUUAUUAAAAAAAUUACUCACCAUCUAUAUAUUGUCUUAUCAAUUUUCCAACAAGCUAAGUAUACGCAUUGUCAUAGAACAAAGCAUGCAAUGAUGGAUCAUUACGAUAAAAAGGAAGAUAACAUACAUAAACCAAAGAAAAGAAGAAAGUAAAAAAUGGCCAUGUUAUAAAGCCAUCAUGACCAUUGUUUGCCAAUUUCAACAAAGUUGGCCCUCUAAAUUUGAUAUUUCAAUGUGUCUUUUCUUAUAUUAUUAUUUAUAAUUCAAUGUUUCUUUUCUUAUAUUUUAAUUUAUAUAUAUGUGCAUUAUUGUAUGAACAAACAACACCACAAUCUCUUCUUGGACCCUAAAGACAACAAGAAAAAAACCCAUAUAUACGAAUUCUAUUAUUUUCACUAUUUAAUUUGAUUGUUUCUUGAAGGUAUAUAUAGCUACUACAAAUGGAUACAAUGAAGAUUAAACUUCUCGUUAUACUAGUCUCUUUCUUCCUCAUCUCUGAAGUUCCUGCGAUUCUUGGGUUCAGUAUGAGAGGCAAUACUAGAUCGGAGCCGGAAGCAUUUCACGGCGGAGAUUUCUUCCUGGCGAUGAAGAUCAGGAAAUUGCUGGUUACAAACUUGCAAGUCGAUUAUUCAGGUGAUUAUGAUGAUGGAGCCUCUUCAGCAUCACCAGCACCACCAGUGCCUGAUUAUGAUGAUGAUAUCUAUAAAAGGCAAGGUGAUGUCCCAAGCCCUGCUAUAGGCCACUGAUGAUACGUUUUCAUGUGUAUAGUGUAUACACAGAAAGAAAUACACAUUUUUGGUUAAUAUAUUUAUACAUGCUAUUUACUUGUUCAUAUGUGUGUUUGUCCUAAGAGAUCUCCGUAUAAUCAAUUUAUGUGUCUUUUUGUUUUGAUAAUACAUAUCCUUCUCUAUAUAUACAUUUUUAAUUAUGUCAUUAUUCAAUAAAUGUGACAUCUACAUUUUUAUGUAUGCAUGUAACACUCAUAGACAAUUCUGCAUUUUCCCUUUUGUAAAAAUGUUUUCGGUUUUACAAGAAGUUAUGUCAUAUGAAAAACUAGUUUUGUUCUCUUUUUCUGUUUGUUAUCGAAGUGUAAUUAGUUUAAUUAAUAUAUAUAUAUAUACAUAGAGAACAAUUGAUGAACCAAAUGGAGUUAAUCUACUGUAUAUUACAUAAUGUAAUGUUCUAAGAAUACCAUUGAGAUUAGAGAAAGGAAAACGUUCCCUCUGUUGGUAAUAAAAGGAAAAACACAGUGACAGUUGUACAGUCUUGAGUCUUGACUCUCUUUUUUUUUGACAAAAAAGUCUUAAAUCUUGAAACAUUCAAGUUUUAUCUAUAGUACCAAGUGGAAGAAUAUAAAAUAUAUAGCACCCAAUUUAAAAUAGUAGAUAUAACGUUUUUUCAUACAUUCAAAAUUUGAACCAUGAAAAAAAUAAAAAAAAUAUAUUCAUACGGACGGUCACGUCGUAUUCUAAAAAUGUGGAUGAAAAGUUUUACAAAUCAAAAACAAAAUAAAAUUACUCAAUAUAAACUAUAAAAUUAUUGUGUAUACAAAUUUCAUAAUAAACAAAUAUGUAAUAAAUUUAAAAUUUAAAUUAUAUACUACCAUUUAUAUAAAAUCAAUGUUUAUUUUUCAAACAAAUAUAUAUAAAAAAUUAUAUAAAAAAAAUUAUAUGUCUAUAUUUUUCAAACAAAUAUCCGUACGGUUCAAGUUCUAGUUUAAAAUUAAGAAACAAUGACCAUAAUACAACAAAAACUCAUGAGCAAUAUUCUCUCGUAAUCAAUCAAUUAAAUCUAACAUUUUUAACUUCUAAAUGUUGAUACUUCGAACUUUAAUUGGAAAUUACUUGUGACCAAUGUAAACGGUUGUAUCUUGAGAAUGAAGCGAUCUUUAAAAUCCCUAGCACUUUUUUUUUGACAAUCAGGAAAAGGACUUGCAGAAAAUGUGCCCAACUGAAAAGCACAUCAUUCCGAAAAUCACGUAUGAAGAUUAAAAUCAUAUAAAAUACAUUUAGUAUUUUUGCUUUAAAAUAUCAAAUGUUUCUAUGUGAUUGCAUCAAUGCAUGCAUAUAAUACUAUAUGACUUGGUGGAGUGUCUCUUUAUGCAUGCAUAGAAUCCACCGACUAGUCUACUAAAUUUAUAUUUUAUAUAAAUUGUAUAAUCAUCUUGUUAAACCCUUUAACAAAAAAAAAACAAUAGAAUGAUUGUUGUGAGUAAUCAAGGGGCUUCUCCUGGAAGUGUAACUCAUGAGGAUCGUCUCCAAUCAUAUGUUGCUUUGGGAUACUCUUACUGGCUCAGUAACUCUUCUUUUGUAUCUGAGUCAUCCUAUUGUCAAGUGUUUUGAGACAUAGCAAAGACGGAAGAACAACUACUACACAGCUCUUGAGAUUCACAGAGUAGUAAUAUGAAUAAUCUGAACCCACCAUAAGCAAAAAAAAACAUCAAAAUAAACUGAAACUAAAACAUGACGAGGCUUCAGGCAAGCUGUGCAGCAUCUCCAGCUCCAGCUUCUUCAUCUUGCACUUGGUUAGAUAAAAUGUUGUUCUCCACCUUAGGCACCAACUUGGGUUCAACUUUCUUCUCGGUCUUUCCUCGUAUAUAGCACAAAACCAAUUCGUCAUGAACACCCUCAUGAAGGGAAUAUUCUGUCAUAACCCAACCAGUCUUAUCCUCCUUUCCCUUCAAUUUCUUGUAGUACACGAAACUCUCCUUGUAACCCUCCACCUUAUUGGUUUUGUCCAUGAUUGCCUCUUGACCACUAGUCCUUUUCCAUCUGCCGCCUUCGCUUUCUCUCCUUCCCGGUACGGUCCAGUUAACACUCUCGAGUCUUGACACCUCUUCUGUUCCUCUGACUAACGUAGCACCAUUCGUUAUUCUAUUUUCCGUUGGAACUAGAGAAUAUAAUUCAGUCGGUGGCGCACCAAAAAAAAAAACGAGUGGUCUUUUCACUGUUUCGUUUUCCUGUUAACGAUCAUGUUUUUUCCCUUUUCUUGUAGUUUCUUAAUCUGAUUUUCAAUCUUUUAUUUAUAUUAAUAUAUCAUUUUAUUACAAAAUUAUAAGAAUUACUACAUCGUCAAUCAAUAUUUUAUAGGAUUUUAUUCUAUUUGAACAGUUUUACUUUUUUUUUUUUUUUUUUCCCAAAUUGAUAUACUAUUAAUAAAAGGGCCAAGCCCACAGAACAUAAAAACCUAGAA
Messenger RNA from Brassica rapa (field mustard), 4017 nucleotides. RefSeq names its product precursor of CEP15. The record is from RefSeq and is a predicted model, not a curated record. Lineage: Eukaryota; Viridiplantae; Streptophyta; Magnoliopsida; Brassicales; Brassicaceae.